Oppiella nova is the source of this 903-nucleotide messenger RNA. Lineage: Eukaryota; Metazoa; Arthropoda; Arachnida; Sarcoptiformes; Oppiidae. The record is from the annotation of a GenBank genome assembly.
AUGGGUGCGAAGAUGUCAGGGAAAUGUGUUUUACUGAUACAGUUGGCAGUGAUUUGUGUGGUGUAUGUGUUGGCCAGGGAUGCGAGUGGACAGGUGUGGGCACAGGAGACGGCCACUCCUAUAGUGUUUUAUCACGGGAUGGGAGACACAGCACACGGAAGCAUAUAUUCGCUGCAGAAGUACUUGGAGUCCAAACUGACCGGUGUUUACGUGAUGUCCAUCCGGAUGGGCAACAAUACGGAGGAGGACCUCAUGAGUGGCUUCUUCAUGAACCUCAACGAUCAGGUCGAGGAAGCCUGUCGUCAACUGAGUGCCGAUACACGACUGGCCAAUGGAUUCAAUGCGUUGGGAUUCUCACAGGGCGCACAGAUAUUGCGGGCCAUCGCUCAGAGGUGUCCUGACGUUCAUAUUAUCAAUUUGAUUAGCUUUGGUGGACAGCAUCAGGGAGUGUAUGGUUUGCCCCGAUGUCCACAAUCGAUGAGACUCACGCUAAACCACGCUUUUGACGAGUUAAUACCGCGAAUACUCUACUGGCACGACCCCCUCCAAGAAGCACUCUAUACCCAAAAGAGUGUAUUUCUUGCGGACAUUAACAAUGAGAGGAAUCCCCGAAAAGGCGAAUACAAGGAAAGGCUUGUGAAGCUCAAGAACUUUGUUUUAGUGAAAUAUCUGAACGACUCGAUGGUUGAGCCGAGAGAGUCAUCGCUGUUUGGCUUCUAUAUCGCAGGUCAGGCGCAAGAGAUUCGCAAAAUGAGAGACACAUCACUCUAUACGGAGGACUGGAUUGGACUUAAAGAACUGGACACAAGUGGAAGACUACAUGAAUAUGAAGUGAUUGGAGAUCACCUCCAGAUUGACAUGAAAUGGUUUGAUGAGGAGAUAAUUGCUAAAUAUCUUAAAUAA